Tachysurus fulvidraco (yellow catfish) is the source of this 1690-nucleotide messenger RNA. RefSeq names its product goosecoid (gene gsc). The transcript is spliced from 3 exons. Gene Ontology annotation, cellular component: nucleus. Gene Ontology annotation, molecular function: DNA-binding transcription factor activity, RNA polymerase II-specific; RNA polymerase II cis-regulatory region sequence-specific DNA binding. Lineage: Eukaryota; Metazoa; Chordata; Actinopteri; Siluriformes; Bagridae. The record is from RefSeq and is a predicted model, not a curated record. Gene Ontology annotation, biological process: regulation of transcription by RNA polymerase II. Bases 628 to 1353 code for a protein of 241 amino acids.
UUGGUGCGCAAACAGCAUUUUAUUACCAAUCAGGACCAUAAUCGAAUUAUCCGUCCUCAAUACACAAACUUGUUUUCACACCUUUGAGUGUUUGUGCAUGUGUUAACAUGUUGCUAAACCCCAAAACCCAAAUCCAAAAUGUCCAUCCUGUACAGAAAGUCAGAGGUGUGCGCUUGUGUGUGUGUGUUUUACCCCUCCGGCGGAUAUGCAAAAAAGGAAAACUCCUUCUCUGACGUCAGAGGGGUAUAAAAAAGGCCAAAAGGGGAAAAUUCAACUGGAGCGCAAAACACGAGCCUGUACACACACACACACACACUCACACAAACUCUCACACACACACACUCACUCUGUGCUGCUUUGGAAAUUUUUAUUUCAGCAAAAAUGAGGAGCUCUAUCGGAGUCUGAUUUCGGAUCCGUAAACUUUCCCGACUUUAGGUAUUGCAUUUUUUACUCUCUCUUUUUACGCAUCGCAUAGGCACAUCUGUUCUCGCGCUUACAAAUCCUUUACUUGUUUUAUUUUACCGUUCAGUUCGUUAUUUCUUACUGUUAGAGUCUGCUGCGUGUUUUAGGCGCCCUUGGUUCCUUUCCGUCUUGUUUUUUUUUUUAAACCCCGGUGCGCUCUGCGUGAUGCCCGCUGGCAUGUUCAGCAUCGACAGUAUCCUGGCCGGCAGAGCUGGCAGAGCUGGCCGAAGUGCACGAGCAGGCUGUAAGGACUCUCUCCUGCUCAGUGGGGAUGAAGGGCCGCUCAUUUUCCCCGGUUUGACGGAUUCAUUGGCAGCCGCGGCUCCUGACUACAGCGGAGUGUAUUCAGCCCGGAUACCGGCUUACAGCUCCUACUGCUACGGCGCGAGCGCGGCACCGAGCUGUUGCCCCGGAUCCUUACCGAGCCAGUGUCCGUGCAUGCCAACAGUGUACGACAGCCCUGGCUCGGUGCUGAUGUCUCCGGUUCCUCCCCCUCACAUGAUGUCCUACAUGUCCAUGUCCCAUUUGGCCCCUCUGACCCCCCUGAGCUCGGUGUCGCGUGCAGAGCUGCAGCUCCUCAAUCAGCUGCACUGCAGGAGGAAGCGGCGGCACCGCACCAUCUUCACCGACGAACAGCUCGAAGCGCUCGAGGGCCUUUUUCAGGAGACGAAAUACCCAGAUGUGGGCACGAGGGAGCAGCUGGCCCGAAAAGUGCACCUGCGCGAGGAGAAGGUGGAGGUUUGGUUCAAAAACAGACGAGCAAAAUGGAGAAGACAGAAAAGAUCAUCCUCGGAGGAAUCAGAGAGCGCACAGAAAUGGAACAAAUCCGCCAAAAGCGCCACAGCAGAGAAAACAGAGGAGAGCAAAAGCGACGCGGACUCGGACAGCUGAUGAAAGAAAAGAAAAGAAAAGAAAAGAAAACACACACACACACACACACACACACACACACACACACACACACACACACACACACACACACACACACACAAACUUACAAUGUCUUAAUAUAAUCACCGAUCGGACUUGUAUAUAUGUAAAAAAAAAAAAAAUGUCGUGUGAAACUGAAGACGUAAUGUUAUGUUUUCAUGCUGUUGCACAGAUGUAUAGUAAAUGUGACAAUUUAGCAUUGAUUAUUGUUAUUUAUAUUAAUUUAAAUAUUUUUUUUAUACAACAGACUAUAAACUAUACCGUGGUCUGGUCAUAUGAAUAUUAAAUAUUACUAUCA